AUGAAGGCAUUUGAACUGUUAAAGGAAUCAAUCGUAAAUUGUACCAUUUCUUUGGGAUACUUCUGUGAAAAGGAUAAAACCGUUUUUUAUACGGAAGCUUCGCCUAAUGCUUUAGGGGCAGUACUCGUCCAAAUCGACAACAAGGGGUCCCCACGAAUAAUUAGUUUUGCGUCCAAGGCCCUCACCAGCACAGAGAAGAAGUAUGCCCAGAACCAGCGCGAAGCUUUGGGUGCUGUUUGGGCCGUAGAAUAUUUUUCGCAUUUUCUACUAGGACGGCAGUUUACGUUGCGUACCGAUGCCAAGGGCAUAACCUUCAUUUUAAAUAGAACCCGCGAAACAUCUAAAAGGGCACUGACUCGAGCAGAUGGUUGGGCGUUACGACUCAGUCCAUAUCGCUAUGAUGUUGAGUUCAUACGUGGCCUUGAGAACAUUGCUGAUCCUUCUUCUCGCCUAUAUUGUGGACACGAUGAGGCUUUCAACGAAGACACAAGUCCGUGGGAAAUUGCCCAUUUGGAAACAAACACUGUUGAAUUUUUGACUGAGGCGAAAAUUAGAGACGCUACUAAUCGUGAUACCACACUCCAACGGGUUAAAGAAUCACUGGAAUCGUCAGAUUGGCCUAAGUAUCUACAGAGAUAUAAAGUUGUAUCGAGUGACUUAUAUUCUAAGGAAGGUUUGCUCGUAAAGAACGGUUGUAUCGUGGUCCCCGUGGAACUUAGAUUAAAAGCUCUAGAAGUGGCUCACGCAGGGCACCCACAAACUGCAAAAUUUAAAAGCAUCCUGCGUGAACGUGUUUGGUGGCCUGGAAUUACAGGUGAUGCGGAAAAGUGGGUGAAAUCUUGUGACGCCUGUGCAGUGAAUGGUAAACCAGAGAAGCACACACCCAUGGAGCGAACACUGGUCCCUCGUACUGUCUGGGAAGUCAUUGCGAUGGACUUUAAUGGACCAUAUGCGAAGUUUGGAGGCAUAUCUAUCUUAGUAAUCAUUGAUUUACGAUCCAGGUUUGCAAUCGCACGUCCAGUCAAAUCUACGGCGUUCGAGUACACCAACAAGAUCCUGGACGACAUAUUUGCAAGGGAGGGGUUUCCGAAGUCUAUAAAAACAGACAACGGGCCUCCAUUCAAUGGGGCUGAAUAUAAGCAGUAUUGUACAGAUCGUGGUAUACAAACGAUCUUUUCGACUCCUUUCUUUCCUCAGCAAAACGGACUAGCUGAAAGCUUUAUGAAAGUCGUCAACAAAGCUAUGUCCGUGGCAGUGUCUAGUGGGAACAGUUAUGUGACGGAGCUUCAGAACGCAGUUCAUGCCUACAACGCCGGUGCUCAUUCUGUUAUAAAAGUGCCCCCGGAAGAAAUAAUGAUGGGUCGCAAAAUUAAACGGAGGCUUCCCUUGUUAGAGCAUAAGAAGUCAGCGCACGUCGAGGAAUUGCUUGAUUCGAGAGAUUAUGAAGGUAAAUUGGAAGGAAAAGCACGAGAAGAUAGACGUCGAGGGGCGAAAUGUUGUUCAGUAAAACCUGGCGAUACGGUGAUACUUGAACGACAUUCAAGGGAAAAGCGUCAAUCUCGUUUCGAUGCAAAACGGUAUACUGUGUUAACAGAGCAAAAUGGGAGCCUACUUCUUACUGACCAGGAAGGACACACUGUAAAGCGUCACGUAACUAAAACAAAAAAAAGUUCAUCAAUGGAGAAACAUGCAAAGAACAAAUGCCCAACUAAAUGCCGAAAAUCAAAAUGUAGGUGA
This is a messenger RNA of Topomyia yanbarensis, 1737 nucleotides long. RefSeq lists its product as uncharacterized. The record is from RefSeq and is a predicted model, not a curated record. Gene Ontology annotation, biological process: DNA integration. The coding region runs from base 1 to 1737 and encodes 578 amino acids. Lineage: Eukaryota; Metazoa; Arthropoda; Insecta; Diptera; Culicidae. The transcript has a single exon. Gene Ontology annotation, molecular function: nucleic acid binding.